GUGGCUCGGGCGUCCCCACGCCCUCUUUUCCUCCUCACAGCCCAGCCCCUGCCUAGCCCCGUUUUAGUAAGGCGCUGGCCGCAGUCUGACAGGAACAGGACGGGGCCAAGAUGGCGGCGGCCGACGGCGACGACUCGCUCUACCCCAUCGCGGUGCUCAUAGACGAGCUCCGCAACGAGGAUGUUCAGCUUCGCCUCAACAGCAUCAAGAAGCUGUCCACCAUCGCCUUGGCCCUCGGGGUUGAAAGGACCCGCAGUGAGCUUCUGCCCUUCCUUACAGACACCAUCUACGAUGAGGAUGAGGUCCUCUUGGCCCUGGCGGAACAGCUGGGCACCUUCACCACUCUGGUCGGAGGCCCUGAGUACGUGCACUGCCUGCUGCCACCCCUGGAGUCGCUGGCCACGGUGGAGGAAACCGUGGUGCGGGACAAGGCGGUGGAGUCCCUGCGGGCCAUCUCGCACGAGCACUCGCCCUCCGACCUUGAGGCCCACUUCGUGCCGCUCGUGAAGCGGCUGGCGGGCGGCGACUGGUUCACCUCCCGCACGUCGGCCUGCGGCCUCUUCUCCGUCUGCUACCCCCGCGUGUCCAGUGCCGUCAAGGCGGAACUUCGACAGUACUUCCGGAACCUGUGCUCAGAUGACACCCCCAUGGUGCGGCGGGCCGCAGCCUCCAAGCUGGGGGAGUUCGCCAAGGUGCUGGAGCUGGACAACGUCAAGAGCGAGAUCAUCCCCAUGUUCUCCAACCUGGCCUCUGACGAGCAGGACUCGGUGCGGCUGCUAGCGGUGGAGGCGUGUGUGAACAUCGCCCAGCUCCUACCCCAGGAGGAUCUGGAGGCCCUGGUGAUGCCCACCCUGCGCCAGGCUGCUGAGGACAAGUCCUGGCGCGUCCGAUACAUGGUGGCCGACAAGUUCACAGAGCUCCAGAAAGCGGUGGGGCCUGAGAUCACCAAGACGGACCUGGUCCCUGCCUUCCAGAACCUGAUGAAAGACUGUGAGGCCGAGGUGAGGGCCGCAGCCUCCCACAAGGUCAAAGAAUUCUGUGAAAAUCUCUCAGCUGACUGUCGGGAGAAUGUGAUCAUGACCCAGAUCUUGCCCUGCAUCAAGGAGCUGGUGUCAGACGCCAACCAACAUGUCAAGUCAGCCCUGGCCUCAGUCAUCAUGGGCCUCUCUCCCAUCUUGGGCAAAGACAACACCAUCGAGCACCUCCUGCCCCUCUUCCUGGCUCAGCUGAAGGAUGAGUGCCCGGAGGUGCGGCUGAACAUCAUCUCCAACCUGGACUGCGUAAACGAGGUGAUUGGCAUCCGGCAGCUGUCCCAGUCCCUGCUUCCCGCCAUUGUGGAGCUGGCUGAGGAUGCCAAGUGGCGAGUGCGGCUGGCCAUCAUUGAGUACAUGCCUCUGCUGGCUGGACAGCUGGGGGUGGAGUUCUUCGAUGAGAAGCUCAACUCCUUGUGCAUGGCCUGGCUUGUAGAUCAUGUCUAUGCCAUCCGCGAGGCGGCCACCAGCAACCUGAAGAAACUGGUGGAGAAGUUUGGGAAGGAGUGGGCCCAUGCUACUAUCAUCCCCAAGGUCUUGGCCAUGUCUGGGGACCCCAACUACCUGCACCGCAUGACUACGCUCUUCUGCAUCAAUGUACUGUCUGAGGUCUGUGGGCAGGACAUCACCACCAAGCACAUGCUGCCCACAGUGCUGCGUAUGGCUGGGGACCCCGUCGCCAAUGUCCGCUUCAACGUGGCCAAGUCCCUACAGAAGAUAGGGCCCAUCCUGGACAACAGCACACUGCAGAGUGAAGUCAAGCCCAUCCUAGAGAAGCUGACCCAGGACCAGGACGUGGACGUCAAGUACUUUGCCCAGGAGGCUCUGACUGACAAUAACAAGUGUUCGGUGAGGAUGUGGAGGUAAUUGGAACCCUCACGCACUGCUGCUGAGAAUGUAAAAUGGCGGACCCACUCUGGAAAACAUUACCAAGCACUUGCACUGAUAGGUAUAUACCCAAGAGAAUUGAAAACAUGGCCACAGGAGAUCUGGUACACGAAUGCUGCUAACAGCAUUGUUCACAAGAGCCAAAAUGUGGAACCCACUCAAAUGUUUAUCAGCUGAUGAAUGGACAAAUAAAAUGUGGUUUUUGCAUAUAAUGGAUACUACUUAGCUAUAAAAAUGACUGAAGUACUGACAUGUGCUACAACAUGGGUGAACCUGGGGGAAAAAAAAUAUUACGCUAAGCGAAAGGAGCCAGACACAAGCGGCCAUAUAUUGUGAACUUUCAUUUACAUGAAAUGUCCAGAUAGGCAGAUUUAUAGAGACAAAGUAGAUAAGUGGCUGAGGUCGAGGGGUCGGGGUAGGGGGUGGUGGGCAAUGGAAAGUGACUCCUUAAUGAGUAUCAGGCUUCUUUUGGGGGUGAUGAAACGUCCUGGAACUAGUGGAGAUGGUUUCACAACUUUGUAAAUAUACUAAAAGCCAUGUAAUUGUACACUAUAAGAGGGUAAAUUUGAUGAUACAUGAAUUAACAUCUCAGUGAAGAACAGUCACCACUAAGCCCUAUCUGGCUACCCCGGUCUAGGUAAGUAGGUUUGUAAGAAUAAAACAAUUUUCUUCUGUCCUCUCCACAAA
Molecule: messenger RNA, 2606 nt
Organism: Lagenorhynchus albirostris (white-beaked dolphin)
Lineage: Eukaryota; Metazoa; Chordata; Mammalia; Artiodactyla; Delphinidae
Gene: PPP2R1A
Product: protein phosphatase 2 scaffold subunit Aalpha
Exons: 15
Coding region: 111-1898 (595 amino acids)
Biological process (GO): protein dephosphorylation
Cellular component (GO): cytoplasm; protein phosphatase type 2A complex
Molecular function (GO): protein binding; protein phosphatase regulator activity
Source: RefSeq, a predicted model, not a curated record